GGAAAAUAAAAUUUGAAAAACAUAGUUUUUUAUUACUUGUGGCUCACCCGUGCUUGGUCCUGUCAUGUUCACUAUGGAGACAUUUUUGGUGACAAAAUGGCUGUGACAUGCUACCGUUUGUGGUGUCUUUCUCAUGACAAACAUAUAAGAAGAGGAGGUGGCAUAGGCAUGUUCAUACAUAUAUCCAACAAUAUGUAUACAGAGACAAUCAAAGACACAAAUAUAUAUAUAUACAUACAUAUAUCCAACAAUAUGUAUACAGAAUCAGGUUUACAUCGCAAUUUUACUAUUGAUCAUUCCGUUAUUGAUGAAAGUGAUAUUAUCAAUUACGGAUUUCAACGCCCAGAAAUGUACGCAUUUAACAUCUCUGGAAUCGUUCCACCACAUGAACGCCAUGUUUUUCUUAAUUACAAAACUCAUAGAGAUUGGCCUUAUGACUUUGAAUUGUCCGAUUCGGAUCCCCUUCCGAAACUUUUGAUUGAGGUUUUUGAGGAUAACGAGGACAAUAUGCCUAAGAAGACCAUCUUAACAAUCUGCGAAGACACCCAUUUAAAUGAAGGAGAUGUUUUAAUUUUUCCUGACAUGAUCUUGUACAGAGGUUUGGGCGCUUCAAACAUUAAAAGCUUUGUCGAGCAAGUACUUGUUAAGGGUAAACCAUGGGAUAUUGCAAAACCAGAGCCUGUGACAGGUUCAUAUGUAUUUGUGUGUGCUCAUCUCAAAUACGAUAAAUGGUCAGCUGUUUGCGGACCACCUUUAAUUGAGAGGUUCAAUAAGGAGGUUGAAGUGAAGGGAAUGCAGAAUCACGUCUUUGUGAAUCCUUGCUCAUAUAUUGAGGGGACCCUAUAUGCAGGGAACUUGAUAAUAUUCAGUGCAGCUAAAGAUGGAAAAGUGUCUGGUGAUUGGUAUGGUUAUGUCACCCCAGAUGAUGUGCCUGAAUUGCUUGACCAACAUAUCAUGAAGGGUGAGAUCAUAAAAAGGAUUUCGAGGGGCCCAAUGGGGUUAAUUGAUAUCAGGGGCCGAAUGAGGCGCCGAAUGAGGAUCCUUGGUGUUAAAGGGAAAAGCAUCACUAGUGAGAAGGAAAAUGUUGAUUUCACGGGCCAAAUGAGGACCCCUGAUGUUAAAAACAAAAGCAUCACUAGUGAGAAGGAAAAUGUUGGAUUCUUCACAAGAAAAUGGAAGAAACUUGAUAUUUUUGCUGUCGUUGUUGUCGGGGUGGUGGCAUCUGUAGCUGUGUCCUAUAUACAGCGUAAAAGGUUGUAUUAAAAUUUAAGAAGGAUCUUUUAUGAAAGACAAAGAAUAAAGGAGUGACUAGAGCUGUACAACUCGUUCAAGUUACAUUUGGGGCUCGAGAUGGAAAGAAAGAAAGCAGGAUGACUUUUUGUGUUAUCGCCUUUUUUAGGAUUUUUGUAUAACUAGAUGAGGUGGGGCAUUGUAGCCUUAACUCUUCAAGUAGCUAUUUUACCGUUAUUCGAGAACCCUUCUUUUCACGAUUGUUCUUUCUAACAUCAUUAGUAUUUUGUACUAAUCCUUUUCCUGAUAUUUUAUGCUUAAGAUGAUGUGUUUACUGC
Molecule: messenger RNA, 1568 nt
Organism: Erigeron canadensis
Lineage: Eukaryota; Viridiplantae; Streptophyta; Magnoliopsida; Asterales; Asteraceae
Exons: 6
Coding region: 97-1263 (388 amino acids)
Source: RefSeq, a predicted model, not a curated record